Molecule: messenger RNA, 1632 nt
Organism: Sordaria macrospora k-hell
Lineage: Eukaryota; Fungi; Ascomycota; Sordariomycetes; Sordariales; Sordariaceae
Biological process (GO): amino acid transmembrane transport
Cellular component (GO): membrane
Molecular function (GO): amino acid transmembrane transporter activity
Source: RefSeq, a predicted model, not a curated record
AUGGCCUCCAAAUUCAACUUCCUCAAAGGGAGGAGCGACGAAAAGACUACACCAGCCUACGGCCAAGACGAGGGUAUUGAACGCGACAUUAGUUACAGUAGCGAUAACAAUGGUCGAGUCGACGAGGAUGGCGAGAGCGAGGGUCCCGAUGAUCUCCAUCGUGGCAUGAAGCCGCGCCAGUUGAACAUGAUGGCUAUCGCUGGCGCCAUUGGCACCGGUCUCAUCAUCGGCACCGGCACUUCGCUCAAAUUCGGACCCGCCUCGUUGCUCAUCGGCUACAUCAUCAUGGGAUUCAUCGUUUACAUCGUCAUGGUUGCGCUCGGCGAGAUGGGCGCAUGGCUGCCGCACAAAAAGUCCUUCUCCGGUUACGCUUCGCGCUUCGUCGAUCCUGCCUUCGGUUUCGCUACGGGCUGGAACUACUUUUUUAAAUACGUGAUUGUGCUGCCCAAUAACCUGACGGCUACGGGCAUCAUUCUGCAAUACUGGAAACCGGACAUCAAUGUCUCAGUAUGGAUUACAGUGUUUGGUGUGGCAAUCAUCGCUGUCAACCUCAUCCAUGUCGCAUUCUUCGGCGAAGCAGAAUUCUGGAUGUCCCUCAUCAAGGCCCUCGUCAUCGUCAUGCUCAUCCUCCUCUGCUUCAUCAUCGCCCUCGGCGGCGGUCCUAACCACGUGCGCACCGGCUUCAAAUACUGGCGUGACCCUGGCGCCAUUGCCCAGUAUUCGGCUUCGGCAGGCGACGACAAGGUUGUCAUCCAGGGCGCCACCGGCCGUUUCUUGAGCGUCUGGGCUUGCAUGGUCCAGGCCACCUUUGCCUACCUCGGCACCGAGCUCGUCGGCGUCGCUUUCGGCGAGACCCCCAACCCCCGCAAGAACGUUCCCCGCGCCGUCAACCAGACGCUCAUGCGUAUCGUGUUCUUUUACAUUGGCGGUAUCAUCGUACUGGGCAUGGCCGUCAAGUACACCGACCCCUUGCUCGGCGCUGUUAAGAAAACCAGUGGUCUGGCUUCCCCCUUUGUCGUGGCGGCCAAGAACGCUGGUAUCAACAAGCUCGACGACGCCGUCAAUGGAAUGUUGCUCAUCUUCACCGUGUCGGCCGCCAACUCGGAUAUCUACCUCGCUUCCCGAACCGUUUGGGCUCUGGCCAAGGACAGACAAGCGCCAGCGAUCAUGAUGAAGACCAAUAAGCGCGGUGUGCCCAUCCCAGCCGUCAUCCUUUCAUCGCUGUUUAUUCUUCUGGGCUACAUGAACGCCACCAAGGGAUCCGCGCAGGUCUUUGGCUACUUCGUGUCUCUUGUCACCGUCUUUGGUGCCCUGAACUGGGUCGCCAUUCUCGUCUCGUACCUCUUCAUGAUCAAGGCCAUGAAGGUGCAGGGCGUUCCUCGCGAAGCCAUGCCGUACAGGAAUAUUUUGUUGCCAUGGGGUGCUCCGAUUGCGCUGUUCCUGACGAUCUUGAUCAUCGUUUUUAACGGAUAUGGCGCCUUCUUCCCGCAUUUCCAGGUGGACAAGUUCGUGACGAGCUAUAUUGGCAUUCCCGUGUUUUUGAUCAAUAUCUUGUGGUGGAAGCUGUUUAAGAAGACUAAGAGGGUCAGGCCUGAGGAUGCGGAUUUGGUGAGCGGGAGGAGGUCGUUUUAA